Messenger RNA from Elephantulus edwardii (Cape elephant shrew), 1612 nucleotides. It is a transcript of the gene TAB1, whose product is annotated as TGF-beta activated kinase 1/MAP3K7 binding protein 1. Gene Ontology annotation, cellular component: cytosol. The coding region runs from base 59 to 1573 and encodes 504 amino acids. The record is from RefSeq and is a predicted model, not a curated record. NCBI's taxonomy places the organism in Eukaryota, Metazoa, Chordata, Mammalia, Macroscelidea, Macroscelididae. The transcript is spliced from 11 exons. Gene Ontology annotation, molecular function: protein serine/threonine phosphatase activity. Gene Ontology annotation, biological process: protein dephosphorylation.
CCGCUCGUCUCGCCUGCUCUGCCGGGAGGCUGGCGCGCCCGCGGGGGGUCCCUCCAAGAUGGCGGCGCAGAGGAGGAGUGUACUGCAAAGUGAGCAGCAGCCAAGCUGGACAGAUGACCUGCCGCUCUGCCACCUCUCUGGGGUUGGCUCUGCCUCCAACCGCAGCUACUCCGCCGAUGGCCAGGGCACGGAGAGCCAUCCGCCUGAGGACAGCUGGCUCAAGUUCAGGAGUGAGAACAACUGCUUUCUCUAUGGAGUUUUCAACGGCUACGAUGGCAACCGGGUGACCAGCUUCGUGGCCCAGCGGCUGUCGGCAGAGCUCCUGCUGGGCCAGCUCAGCGCAGAGCACACGGAGGCUGAUGUCCGACGGGUGCUGCUGCAGGCCUUCGAUGUGGUGGAGCGGAGCUUCCUGGAGUCCAUCGACGACGCUCUGGCUGAGAAGGCCAGCCUCCAAUCUCAGCUGCCUGAGGGCGUCCCCCAGCACCAGCUGCCCCCUCAGUAUCAGAAGAUCCUCGAGAGGCUCAGGACGUUGGAGAGGGAGAUUUCCGGAGGGGCCAUGGCCGUGGUGGCGGUCCUUCUCAACAGCAGGCUUUAUGUGGCCAACGUCGGUACGAACCGGGCGCUGUUAUGCAAGUCGACGGUGGACGGGCUGCAGGUGACGCAGCUGAAUGUGGACCACACCACGGAGAACGAGGACGAGCUCUUCCGCCUCUCGCAGCUGGGUUUGGACGCAGGAAAGAUCAAGCAAGUGGGGAUCAUCUGUGGGCAGGAGAGCACCAGGCGUAUCGGGGACUACAAGGUCAAGUACGGCUACACUGACAUUGAACUACUCAGCGCUGCCAAGUCCAAACCCAUCAUCGCAGAGCCCGAAGUGCAUGGGGGCCAGCCCCUGGACGGGGUCACCGGCUUCCUGGUGCUCAUGUCUGAGGGGCUCUACAAGGCGCUCGAAGCAGCCCACGGGCCGGGGCAGGCCAACCAGGAGAUCGCAGCCAUGAUCGACACUGAGUUCGCCAAGCAGACCUCCCUGGACGCCGUGGCCCAGGCCGUGGUGGACCGCGUGAAGCGUAUCCACAGCGACACCUUCGCCAGUGGUGGCGAGCGUGCCAAGUUCUGCCCGCGGCAUGAGGACAUGACCCUGCUGGUGAGGAACUUUGGCUACCCACUGGGCGAAAUGAGCCAGUCCACACCGACCCCGUCCCCAGCUGCAGGAGGCCGAGUGUACCCCGUGUCCGUGCCCUACUCCAGCGCUCAGAGCACCAGCAAGACCAGCGUGACGCUGUCACUCGUCAUGCCCUCCCAGGGCCAGAUGGUCAACGGGGCCCACAGCGCGUCCACCCUUGACGAAGCCACACCCACCCUCACCAACCAGAGCCCGACCCUGACCCUGCAGUCCACCAACACGCACACCCAGAGCAGUAGCUCCAGCUCAGAUGGAGGCCUCUUCCGCUCACGGCCAGCUCACUCCCUCCCACCGGGUGAAGACGGCCGAGUGGAGCCUUACGUGGACUUUGCAGAGUUUUAUCGCCUCUGGAGCGUGGACCACGGUGAACAGAGCGUGAUGACAGCUCCGUAGCUCCAACGGACAGCACAGCCUGCCCUGGACCUUGCAAGG